AUGUCUAACCCACAAGAAAACCCUGGAACUCCUCCACCACCAUCUCCCUCAAAUUCAUCCUCAUCUACUCCACCCAGUGUAUCCCCAAAACCUAGACUACUAAGGGUGAAAAUGCUUGCUCGAAAGACUGUAUCAUCUGGGGCUCUGAGGAAGGCUUUAAAUGAAAGGUUGAAAGCAAGCCAAGUGAAAGAAAGCCAAGCUCCAAAUUCUAACUCCAGCUCUGAGUCUGAAUCCUAUCAAUCCGCAACUGAGGGGGAAGGACAUGAGUUUUUUGACUCUGAAAAGAUUCAAGAAUCUCCUUCUGAGGUAAGUUCAUCUGUGAUUGAAAACCUAGAGACUAGGUUUGUUCUGGUUGGACCAAUUAGAGAUGUUGAAGUGCUUGAGAAACGUAGGAGUGGAGCUGCUGAGGGGUUGGUUCAUCUGAGCACACAGAGAGAUGAUCCUGUUUCAUCCACUGAAGAGACCCUAACUGAUCUACUGAAAAAGGUUGGGGCAAGCUAUGACCCAAAGAAACGCAGAACUCCCACAACAGAAACCCCAAAUAUUCCUAAGCCUUCCAAGAAAAAAAAGGCUUCAUCUCCAACACCUACUACCUCCUCAUUGCCAAGGGGUAGAGCCACAAGAAGCAGGGUGACAUAG
Molecule: messenger RNA, 639 nt
Organism: Nicotiana tabacum (common tobacco)
Lineage: Eukaryota; Viridiplantae; Streptophyta; Magnoliopsida; Solanales; Solanaceae
Source: RefSeq, a predicted model, not a curated record